This is a messenger RNA of Carassius gibelio (silver crucian carp), 1240 nucleotides long. RefSeq lists its product as uncharacterized. The record is from RefSeq and is a predicted model, not a curated record. The transcript has a single exon. Bases 375 to 1238 code for a protein of 287 amino acids. Lineage: Eukaryota; Metazoa; Chordata; Actinopteri; Cypriniformes; Cyprinidae.
UGGUGUCGCUGUUGGACAGUGUUUUCUCUACUUCCUGUUGGCCUUCUGUAGCUAAUCAUAGCUCCAUGUAGCUGUUUUUAUUUUAUAUUUUUUCUCUAUAAUCUUUCUUACUAUCACUGUCUGUUUGUUUGUUUUUUUUUUAAUUGUAAAAUAUAACUUAAUUCACACCAUAUUUCUGAUAUUACCGAUCAAUCUUAUCAGAUUAACUUUGAUCGUUCACUCUUCCGUGACUGCAGCACACCUGCAAAGCGUUAGCACUCGUUAGCUUGUCAUUAGCGUUUUCUUUUCUCCUCUCCUCUCCUCUCUCACGCUGCAGUUUUCCACAAGUUCAUCAAACAACCGCAGUAAGAAUAUUUCAUCAAGCACGGUGAGUAAUGGCUUCUCCUACAAUUGUUAUUUGCACCUCUUGCCACAUGUACAGUUUAUCUAUCUCUGUCGCUGAUGAGGGAUUCACAUGUGAUAAAUGCAGGGAAACAGUUAGGCUGACAGAGAAGAUUUCAGAAUUAGAGACACGCAUCCAAACUUUAAUUGAGGACAGUAAGAAUGUUAGGGCUCUAGAUAUGGCUUUGGAUGCGUCUAGCUCAGGGAUUCCUGUACAUUGUCCGGUUCCAGCAGAGCCCCUGCAGCAGGGCAACUGGGUGACGGUGAGGCAGCGUAGUCGUGGGUCAAAACACCGCUCUUCUGUUCCGAUCAAAACAUUAAACAGGUUCUCCCCACUCAGUGAUGCACCCACUGAGAAACCUGAUGAAAGUGCUCUAGUUAUUGGCGAUUCUAUUGUACGGAACGUGAAUAUAGAGACACCAGCCACCAUAGUCAAAUGUUUACCGGGAGCCAGAGCGCCUGACAUCUUGGCAAAUUUAAAAGUGCUGGCUAAUGCUAAACGUAAAUACAGUAAGAUUGUUAUUCAUGCCGGCGCUAAUGAUGUUCGACUUCGCCAGUCGGAGAUCACUAAAAAUAACUUUAAAGAGGUGUGUGAACUUGCAAGCACGAUGUCAGACACUGUAAUAUGCUCUGGUCCCCUCCCUGCUUACCGUGGUGAUGAGAUGCAUAGCAGAUUGUCAUCACUCAAUGGCUGGAUGUCUAAGUGGUGCCCACAGAAUAACAUAGGUUAUAUAGACAAUUGGACGAGCUUUUGGGGCAGACCUGACCUGUUUAAAAGAGAUGGUCUUCAUCCCUCCUGGGGUGGCGCCACUCUUCUGUCUAGAAAUAUGGCAAAUAGUCUUAGUGUUUAUACUUGACU